CGGCGUUGAAAACGAGGGCGGAUGCGGAAGUGAGCCAGAACCAAACUUUUCUGGUUUACACGAAUGUGAUAACGCUGCUAAUGCUGUUGUGAUGUUAUUCCGGUCCUUGUCCCGGGGUGCGUGCGCGCUGAUAGGAGCUGCCACCGCUUUCAAACUAGCUCCUGUGGAAGUCCAGGCCCAGGCAGUCGCUCUCCUUCACGGCGCAGUGAGGAAACCAUCGCUGGUGCAACAAGCAAACAUGAAGGUUGAACUUCUCCCAGCUCUCAGCGACAACUACAUGUACCUGCUGAUCGAUGUGGACUCCAAAGAGGCCGCGAUUGUUGACCCCGUGGAGCCAGUAAAGGUUGUGGAGGCUGUUAGAAAACAUGGCGUAAGACUCACAACAAUUCUAACCACCCAUCACCACUGGGACCAUGCCAGUGGAAAUGAGAAGAUGGUGAGGCUCAUGCCGGGACUCAAGGUCUAUGGAGGAGACGACAGAGUAGAUGCUCUCACGAAGAAAGUCUCUAAUUCCCACACUUUCAAACUUGGAUCACUCACCGUCAAAUGCCUGUUUACACCGUGUCACACCACUGGUCACAUCUGCUACUAUGUGACAAAGGAAAACUGCACUGAGCCACCAGCUGUUUUCACAGGCGACACACUUUUCAUGGCUGGUUGUGGUAAAUUCUUCGAGGGUACAGCCGAGCAGAUGUACAAAGCCUUGAUAGAAAUUCUGGGACGACUGCCUCCUGAGACACGCGUUUACUGCGGUCAUGAGUACACCGUUAGCAAUCUGAAAUUUGCACGUCAUGUGGAACCAGACAAUGAAGUCAUUCAGGAGAAGCUCGCAUGGGCAAAGGAGAAAUGCAGCAAUGGAGAAGCUACUGUUCCUUCCACUCUGGCCGAAGAAUUCACCUUUAACCCCUUUAUGAGAGUCAAAGAGAAGUCCGUCCAAGAUCAUGUAAAGCAGACGAACCCGAUUGAGACCAUGAGAAGCCUACGGAAAGAAAAGGACAACUUCCGGGUGCCCAAGGAGUGACGCCCCAAAUAAGUCAAGCUGAUUGUUGCUGAACAGUUGCUUCUGACACUACAAGUUGUUAAUAGUGUACUAAAUCUAAAUAUCUGCAGCUCAUCUUCAGGACCACUUCAAAUAGACUUUCUGCAUUCACUCUUAUUUCAAGCACACAGUUUUUAAUCUCUGUUGAUCACUAAUGUGGCUACACAUUUCCCAGUCUUUGUUUUAAUUGAAUUUCAUUUGAUUGGCUGGUAUCGGUUACAUUUUUGAAGAAUGUAUGGCCUUAAAUGGAAUGCUUUAAAUGAGAAAUUCAUUUGUUUGUCUUUAAGUAAGAGUUUUAGAAAUUGUUUAAUAUAUUAUGUACAAGGUGAACCACUGUUUAAUUCAGUGUUUCAAUGAGAGACAAAGCAGCAAAACACUUAAAGUAACAAAUCUUGGAAUGUGUGUAGAAUUACUGUGACUUGACAACAUAAUUUGAUAUGUUAAGAUUCACCACUGUUUUAUUCUGACCUGGAAUGUUUCUUCCUUCCAUGUCUUUCAUAUUGGCUUGAAAGCUAAAUUUGUAUGAUAUAUAAUUGAGUUUGAGCUCAGUUUGAGUUUGACCGUGGCAAUCUCUACCUGUUGGUGGUUCAGCAUUAGAUGGCCUAAGUUCUGUUUUGCAUGUAGAGGAAAAUCAUACAAAGAUUAUUGCUUCAGGAUCUUUGGAAAAAGCAAUAAUACAUAGUGCUUGCCAUUUCAGUAGAAAUAAAAAAUUCAAAAUUUAAACUACUCAUGCUGCAGAUAAGAUUUAGGUGUCAGGAGCGUUUGGAUGCAGCUGGUUGAGGUGCAGCUAAAUUUAUAGGCCCUGCACAACCAAACACUUAGUUAUAUCACUUCAUUGAGCUUCUGCUUAGGUUCAAGGUCUGUCAAUGUCUGUUGUGUUCACCUCAGGUCACCAAACUUCACAAACCUGAAGGAAUGAUCAAUAGCAUUGCCUCACUUGAACUGUCCUGUCUGGCUUUGACACUGUUUGUACGCUGUGGGAAAGUUACAUCUGUGUAAAUGCAUCACAAUUUCUAAAAUGAUUUCCAGUGUAGCUAAUAAAGGUAUCAAAUAUGGAGUACAGCAUAAACCAGCAAGACACAAAUGAAGCACCUUAAAGUUAUAUUUAGGUGGAUUACUGUUGGUUAUAUUAAAACCUUUGAUGCCG
This is a messenger RNA of Platichthys flesus (European flounder), 2186 nucleotides long. RefSeq names its product hydroxyacylglutathione hydrolase (gene hagh). Gene Ontology annotation, molecular function: hydroxyacylglutathione hydrolase activity. Gene Ontology annotation, cellular component: mitochondrion. Lineage: Eukaryota; Metazoa; Chordata; Actinopteri; Pleuronectiformes; Pleuronectidae. The transcript is spliced from 9 exons. Gene Ontology annotation, biological process: glutathione metabolic process. Bases 92 to 1021 code for a protein of 309 amino acids. The record is from RefSeq and is a predicted model, not a curated record.